AUGGCUGGGCGAAUCGUGAUUGCUCUCUGUUUUGGAAUAUUCUUACACGUACUGCUGGCAUCAGCUGCCCAGGAUCGGAUGAACUUGCCAUGCUCCGAUGACGAUACUCCAGCAUGCGCCCAGAGCCGGGACAGUGGAAUGUACUUUUUGUUUGCCAAUGAAUGCGACCUGCGAAAGGCCCAGCAGGGUAAUCUUCUCAAUGGUCCUCUAUAUGAUGUGACUCUCCGCUUUUGCUUUCCCAACUGCGAGUUUGAUUGUGGCUCGGGAAAGCAGCCAGUUUGUGGAACCAGAUCGAGGGGUGGAGAACGCAAGACCUUCGCAAGUCGCUGCGAGAUGAUGAGAAACGCUUGCCUCACCCGAUCGGAUUGGAUGGUCCACCGGUGGGGAGUGUGUCCCAAGGCAAACACAGUUAUCCAGAGCAGUCAAAAGCCACCCGUGCUGGUGCCUUGCACCAGGAUCUAUCGUCCAGUAUGCGCCUUGUAUGCGGGGGUCAAGUCCACCUUCUCCAAUGAGUGCUUAGUUCACGCGGAGAACAUCAAGACUCAGAGAAAUUGGCGCAUAGUUUCCCAGGGCCUUUGUGGAGAGGACAGCACCAAGAUGAAACACAGUCGCAAACAGAAGCCAAAGGCCAAGCCCAAAUUGGAUGCGGAGCGCACGAAGCGGAGCCAGAAGAGCAGAAGGUUGUCCACUCAGGCGGAAGACUUCCAGAUACCAGAGGACGCCGUCGAGAUCUACGCCCCCUCGACUUUUCACACGCAGUUCAUCAGCCAUACGGGCGCCAUGGAGAAGAGCUACUCUCUGCCCGCCAGGAAGCCCUAUGCUGUAGUUGGCCCCAAAUCGAAAGUGCGACGAAUCCCCGUGAAAUCGUGCGUUUUCGGCAAUGAACCCGUUUGCGGUAGCUUUGAGGGCCAAACCCGCACCUUUUCCAAUGUCUGUGAGCUGAUGGAGUACAGUCAAAAAGUCGGAAAUGCAUGGACCAUUUCCCACGACGGAGCUUGUCGUCGAUGUGACAAGCCGUGCCCCUCAGUGUAUCAGCCCGUUUGUGCCACUCGCAACGGCAUUUAUCACACGAUCAUCAACGAAUGCUAUCUGGAAAGAGUGAGCUGCAAGGAUCCCAACACAGUUUGGAAGUUGUCCCAUAAGGGAGAGUGCCCUAAGUCAAGCAAGGAAAUGUCCAAAAGACCUUCCACCGAGAGAAGUCGCCCAAGGAUUUCGGUGCCUCGAGUUCUGUAUGGCAUUGGUAGAAAGAACUUCACUGCACCACAACUAAGCAUAAGAAAAUUAUUGGUCAACACCACAACCACUAGGGCUCCAACCACACCAUACAAGCCACGUCAGCUGCAAAAGAAAUCUUUCAAGGCCACUUCCCCCUCCCUGGAACCUAACAAUCGUAAAAUACGCAAGAUAGAGCUGCCCUCGUUAGGACUCGCUGGAUCAAGUGGCUCCAAUCAUGUAAGCAGUGAUGAAGAUGCCUCUUGGUCCUCGAACGACAAUUGGCUGGUGCGGAAAACUCUUGAUAAUGUCAACGGCUUCUUUGGCAAAAAGCCAACAACCUUCAAGAAGACGAAAAGCGAGAAAUAUCCUUAUUACUACUGGACUGUCGCUCCAAGGGAUGCCAACACUCUAACCACCUCCACGAGUACAACAACAACGCCACCACCCAAGAUGGCAUCCAUUCUGAGCAUGGCAUCCACGGAACUUUUAAACUUGGAUAUUGGAAACGCUGCCAGUGCUUUUGAAGAUCCUGAACAGGAAUUGCUGUUUCUGCUGACCAACAAAGAGGGCUCUACUUCGACGUCAACCACCCCUGUUCCAAGCACAACUGCACCGCCCAGCACCACAGAUCCGUCGACUACUGAAUUACCCACCAGUGUGGAUACGGCUUCCUCCUCAGCGGAAACGGCAAGUGAAUACUCUACCACUGACUCCGAGGAGGCGACUGAGGAGCCAACCACCAGUAUUGACUCAAGCACCACAACUGCACCACCAUCUUCGACCACAGAGGCCGAGGAGUUAAACAGCCAAACCACCGGCAGCGAGUCGACGACCACCGUGGCCUCUAACGAGUUGCCAACAACCACGUUAAACGCGGACUACGCGGCGGAUGAGUCAUUUUCCGAGUCCAGUGGCCAGACCUCCAUCUACGGACUCGACAAAAACUCCUUGAUAAUGCGAUUGUUACGAGCUAGAAGUAACCAAAAUGUUCUCAUUUAGUUAGGAAAUCUCUGUUAAAUUUGUAAGUUGUUAAUUAUAUACACUAAAGAUUAAAUUUUAUUUAAGUUUAUCAGUAUAAGCUCUGAGAGUUGGCUAUAUUUACGGCAAAUAAAAAAACUAUAUUUUAGAAGGUA
Drosophila eugracilis is the source of this 2348-nucleotide messenger RNA. RefSeq lists its product as uncharacterized. The record is from RefSeq and is a predicted model, not a curated record. Lineage: Eukaryota; Metazoa; Arthropoda; Insecta; Diptera; Drosophilidae. The coding region runs from base 1 to 2214 and encodes 737 amino acids. Gene Ontology annotation, biological process: cell differentiation; multicellular organism development. The transcript is spliced from 5 exons. Gene Ontology annotation, molecular function: protein binding.